AUGGCAUACGGCGGUAUGCUGGUAUUGGACCCCUAUACGACCAUGGCAGAAUCCUACAACACCAUAUCAGCCAUGAGAAAUCACACUCUGACAUAUACGCCGGGCUUCGGCUACUACGAGCCUCUCCCAGAAACCGGUCCCAUGCCGUCCGGGCGUUAUAGCGGCAAUUCACAGUACGGAGGAUCUCAGUCUGCCGACUCGCAGCAUGCCAGUUCGCACCAGACUUACGCAUCCACCCACUUCCGAACGUCCCUGGGAACCUUGGACUAUACUCCUUCCAUGGGAGGCCCGAAGUUCGGCGACACGCGCCAGAGGUUGGGUUACACAGCAGAGAAACCAUGUAAAGUCGUUGUUACGUCUAUACAGCAUAAAGCGCGCCAGAGCGAAGUGGCCAACUGGAUCCGUCACCAAGUAGGGGAAUAUUCAUUAGCCAUAACUGGAAUUGAUAUUCCAUUGGUCGAGCCCAAAGGGCGGAUACGUGGGCAUGCGUUUAUUACCUUGACGAACCCGACUGCCGCCGAAGCGGCCGUUCGUAUACUGGACCAGAAACUCUUUCAGGGACGAGUUGUAUCAACCAAGCUCACGACAGAAGGCGUAACUGAUGCGGAACGAUCCAAGGCUGCUAAGGACCCAAGAUCAAGACACCACCGUUCCGAAUCGUCCAAGGAAACGGGCAGAUCCACACGACAGCUUGACAAAUCACAUAGAGACGAUGCCAAUGACCAAAAGCCCCGAAGCCGGACCUUUCACUCCUCACCUUCACCGUCGACACGAGACAGCUCAACCAGUAAAGCCACUGAAGAUACAAUCAAAUCCACUGGACCAGUCAUCGCCCAUGGGUCAUCGACCCGGAAAAAGACGAUGAAAGAAAAGUAA
Metarhizium acridum CQMa 102 is the source of this 876-nucleotide messenger RNA. RefSeq lists its product as uncharacterized. The record is from RefSeq and is a predicted model, not a curated record. NCBI's taxonomy places the organism in Eukaryota, Fungi, Ascomycota, Sordariomycetes, Hypocreales, Clavicipitaceae. Gene Ontology annotation, molecular function: RNA binding.